Leucoraja erinaceus (little skate) is the source of this 1767-nucleotide messenger RNA. It is a transcript of the gene emx3, whose product is annotated as empty spiracles homeobox 3. Lineage: Eukaryota; Metazoa; Chordata; Chondrichthyes; Rajiformes; Rajidae. Bases 291 to 995 code for a protein of 234 amino acids. Gene Ontology annotation, biological process: brain development; neuron differentiation; regulation of DNA-templated transcription. Gene Ontology annotation, molecular function: DNA binding; DNA-binding transcription factor activity, RNA polymerase II-specific. The record is from RefSeq and is a predicted model, not a curated record. The transcript has 3 exons.
AGCAAGGCAGGUAAAUGGAGCCAAUCGGUGAGAAACUGCUGGCAUUCGAGGGUUGUUUAGUGUCAGCCCCCUUUUAAUUAGAUCAUCCAGCUCCAAAUCGGCAAUACAAGUUUCCUAAACCGAAUCGCACGUCGCCAGGUGCGCAUAUGGAUUGUUUUAUAGAUUAAAGUCCACAUUGGAUCCAAGGAAUUGUGCCUACUGGGUGGGGGAAAUAAACUUACUUCGACUCUCUUUUGGACUUCCCUAAAUCUUGAUCUUCGCCGCCAGGGCCAACGCAUUUGGCGAAAGCCAUGUUCCAGCCUCCGGCCAAGAGAUGCUUCACCAUCGAGGCUCUGGUAGGCAAAGACAACGCGUCCACUCUGGGGGAUGAACCGCUCCGACCGACAGCUCUGAGAUACGCCGACUCGCUGCACGCCUCCCACUUCGGAAGUGGCUUUCAGAACGCCGGCAGGACUCUCUACAGCAGCCCCGAGCUCUUGUUUCCCGACCCGGUAACCCACGCGGCCAGCCCCGCUCUCUCAAUUCACCCAGGCAACGCACACCAUCUGUCCGCACAGUCUUUCUUUGCGCCCCAGCAGAGAGAAGCACUAAGUUUUUACCCAUGGGUUUUAAGGAACAGAUACCUGGGUCACAGAUUUCAAGGUGGCGAGGGAGGAGCGGAGAGCCUGCUUCUCCACGGCCCUUUCACCAGGAAGCCUAAGCGGAUUCGAACAGCGUUCUCUCCGUCCCAGCUCCUUAGACUAGAGAGAGCUUUCGAGAAAAACCACUACGUGGUGGGCGCCGAGCGAAAACAAUUAGCAAGCAGCUUGUGUCUCACGGAAACCCAGGUAAAGGUGUGGUUUCAGAACAGAAGGACCAAGUACAAACGACAGAAGCUGGAGGAAGAGAGCCCCGACACGCAGCAGAAACGAAAAGGGACACAACACGUGAGCAGGUGGAGAAUGGCCACCAGGCAGACCAGCCCGGAGGACAUUGAUGUGAUUUCAGAAGAUUAGAGGUCGCCUGGAUUCAGACAUAAACCAUUCCAAUGUUUCAGUAUAAUUCGUGCAAUGAUGACUGCGAGCAGCCAGCUAGAUGGUUAUUGAAUAUCCAACCUGUUUAAUAAUACUGGCCCAUCAUGGAAUUCCCGAUUCCACUUCGGAUCAAGUCACACGACACAAAGGUGGACUAAAAAAACUUCAACCGUGUGAUUAUAGUUUAAUUAAAAAGAAUCUUUGUUAAGAAAACAGUUUGAGUGCAGCAAGUGGAAGAAGGAGCGUUCGUUCUCGCUAGAGGUUGGCAGGCAGGCUGGCCGUGGGUGGAGCCCACUUGGGCCCACGCCCUUCAUUCACCAUUCAAUUGGUUUCACGGAUUUGGUAGCAUCCGGCGUCUUCGCAGUUAAUGCCACGGGAUUGUGUUUUCUUUUCUCGUUUUAGGUUGGAGGAUUAAAACAAUAAAUAUAAAUGACCGCAAGGCCCGGCGUAGCCUUGCGUGCAGCCUGAACACAAGGAACAAAACAAAUAUUCAUUUGCAAGUUUCUACGGGUUUUAAACUGAGGAAGGGACGGUCUUAAAGGAGGUUAGCGCCGAAGACCUCCUGUACGUGAAUGGCACUGUGUGAUUCCCGUUACUUGAUGUUAAUGUCUCAUCUCACCCCCUCCGCAUAGAUCUGUUUUAUAAUGGUCUUUUUGGUCGAUUGUAAAUAAACGUGUCACCAAUGAUAUGUCCCAUACCACAAAAUAAUAAGGAAAUAUUUUUUCCACAAUAAAAUAUAUUGCAAAAAAAAAAA